AUUAUUUAUGUGGAGUGUUUUCCCCUUCAAGUUUGUGUUAUUUAAGGUCAUUUUAUUUUUAAUACGGUUACAAACGACGGCGCACCUGCAGCAGGAGGAGCUGAUAAAGCGUUUCCUCUCAGCUGACACUGUUUGUCCCGAUGAGUCCUGCAGGCCGACAUGGAUCUGGGCCUGUUCGUGUGUUGGAUUUUUCUGGCAGAUUUGAGAAUAUGCAGAGGACAAAUCUCAGGCUGCCAUCAAGGCCAGUGGCAGUGUGAUGAUGGAAACUGCAUCCGUGAUGUGUGGAGAUGUGACGGACAAGGAGACUGUCUGGAUGGAUCUGAUGAAGUCGGCUGCACAGCUCCAGGCUCUUCGGACUGUCCCCCAGGUCAGUUUUCCUGCGUGGACUCUGUCGGCUGCGUCGAUGCGUCGGCCCGCUGCGAUGGACGGAAGCAGUGUCCCACCGGCUCCGAUGAGGAGAACUGUUCCCCCACUGAGGGCUGUCUGGACUCCGACUGGAUGUGCAGGAACCACAUCUGUAUCCCCAGAGAGCUGCGCUGCAACGGACAGAACGACUGCACGGACAACUCGGAUGAAGACGACUGUGGUCUGUGUAGUGAGGACGGCGUUCGGUGUCCUGAUGGGACGUGUCUAUCUCCUGAACAGCGGUGUGAUGGGAAGUUUCACUGCUCCGAUGGCAGCGAUGAGCCCAUAACCUGCGGUCGGAUCUGCUCCAUGAAUAACGGUGGAUGCAGCCAUGUGUGCACCGAUGAAUCCUGGGGAGCUUUAUGCUCCUGUCCUGCUGGGUUUAUGCUCUCUGCUCACGGAGCAGCUUGUGAAGAUCUGGAUGAAUGUGCUUCUGCUCCCUGCAUGCAUGACUGCUAUAACACCAUCGGCUCCUACUACUGCAGCUGCAGGGAGGGUUUCAAACUGACUGAAGGCUCCAUGUGUCUGGCUUCAGGUAAUUCUACUCGACUGCUGAUGGUGCAGAAGACGUCUAUGGUGUUGCUGAAUGUGAAGUCUCAACAGUUUGAAGUGAUCCAGACUGCGGUGUUCGACCCGGUGGCCUUGGCAUUUGAUGUCGCCCGAGGGUGGUACUACUGGGCCGAUAGCCGAGGCAAAAUUUACAAAAGUGAUGGACGGCAUAGCUGGACCGCCUACACUGGGGAGCCUGGAAUCAAAGGUCUAGCUUGCGAUUGGCUGAAUGGAAACCUGUUCUGGACCAAUCAGAAGACAAAAUCGAUCUACAUGCAGGCAGCGGAUGGGAAAAGUUACAUGACUGUGCUGAGUAAAAACAUCAGCCCAUCAGAGUUGGUGCUUGUUCCUGUUGAGAGCUCCAUGUUCUGGAUGAACGUGGGUCCAGGCGACAGGGCGACGCUGGAGAAGUCGUGGAUGGACGGAUCGGACAGAAGCUCUCUGAUGGUCAUCACUGCUCAGUCUGCCCACAGCCUGACUGCUGACGUUGCUGCCAGGAGGCUCUACUGGAUCAGCGACUUCAAGAGGUCCAUAGAGACGGUGAAGAUGGAUGGGACUGGCCGUUAUUCUUUGGCAGGAGUGUUCAGCAGAAGACCGGCUCUGAGCCUCACAGUCUUUGAAAGUUCGUUCUACUGGGUUGAUGACAAAGGACUGUGGCAGACGCCACAGAACCGGCCCAGCGAGAGGAAAUUUAUCUGGAAAGCUGAACUGCCACUAAUAGCCGUUUACCACGAACUCCAGCAGCCUGAAGGUACUUCUGUUUGUGGGAAGGUUCAGUGUCAGCUCUGCCAGCUGACUAAAGGCAACCCUGUUGGCUUCACCUGCGCUUGUCCAGACUCUCAAGUACUUCUGCCUGACGGAAUGUGUGAAUAUCCUCGGUUUGUAUACGGCACCAUUACAAGCAUCGAGUUGUUGGAGUUCAGAGGCAGAGAGUCCACUAAAACCCAGCUGUUUACCACUGAUGACGCCGUCCUGUCAUUUGACCUGGACUGGUACAGAGACUGGUUGUACUGGACCAAUCAAACUGGGCACAUCCAGCGCACCAGUCUAACCCAGGUCAAGACUGAGGUGAUCCCAACACCGCUGCCAGUUUGUCUGAUCACUGUUGACCAGAGGAGCGGAAGCCUUUUUUGGGUGUCCUGUGACCAAAACAUCAUUGGCACCUCCCGAGCUGAUAAUUACAACCCUGGACAGCUGUACCAAACGACUAAGGAGAUUCAAAACCUGUAUCUGGACUGGAUGAGGGGCGGGAUGUUCUGGCUGGAGGACGAGCGAAUCCUCAGCAUGAGCACGUUGGGAGGUGAAGCUAAAGAGCUGCUGCACAUCACAGGAGGAUUCACAGGGAACAUCGCCUUCGACCUCAGGGCCAGCAGUCUGCUCUGGAACUCCAGAAGGGCAGGUCUGUCUACGAUGAGUUUGCUGCCAGGGAACAGCCACCGAGCUGGAAGAAGGUGGAACAUUUCCGGCUCCGUCGCAGCCGCCUUUGAGCCCUUCCUGUUGUCCAUUUCUGAUGACACAAUGACUCUGUGGGAUCUGCGAAACGGGAGCCCUAUUCAGGAAGUAACCGUGAAAGAACCAGUGUUGAGUGUCAUCGCUGCACUCAAGAACAUUCGAAAAGUUCCCAGUGCUCCUCUCUGCCACGAACCAUCUCUGUUGUGUCGACAUUCGUCAGUCUGCCUCUCACAAACCCAGCUGUGUGACGGCAAAAAGGACUGCCCUGAAGGCGAUGAUGAGGAGUUUUGUGUUGGCACAUGUCCAUCUCAAGAGGAUUUCAAGUGCAAGGACCAGAGAAGCUGCAUCUCCAAAGAUCUUGUUUGCGAUGGUCGCUCUCAUUGCCACGAUGGCUCAGAUGAAGUCGAUUGUUCGGCUGUGUCGUCUGCUGUACCUCAGCUGAGCGUCCUGAAAUGUCACAUUGGCUCAAAGCCGUGCAGAGAUGGAACAGAGUGCGUUUUAUACAGUCAUUUGUGUGAUGGAGAGAAGGACUGUCAGGAUGGAUCAGAUGAGCUGGAGUGUGAUGAUCAGCAACAGUCCACGAUUACCACCAAACCAAACACUGAUCCAUCAAAUGAAUCUCCUGCUACCAAACCUCCUGCUCCGACUCUGCCGCCCUGCAGGAGUCCCUCUGUCCUCUGUCCUUCCUCUACUGUUCACAUAUGCAUUUCUCCGAGCCAGUUUUGCAACGGACGUAAAGACUGUCCUGAUGGCUUUGAUGAAAAGAGCUGCGUGAAAAGAUGUCGCUCGAAAAACGAUUUUCGCUGCAAAGACCGUCGGAGCUGCGUUUCCAAGAGCCUCGUUUGUGACGGUCGAGCUCAUUGCCAUGAUGGCUCAGAUGAAGCUAACUGUCGGAGUGUAGCUCCUCCUACUCCUCAAAAAAACACCUUGAAAUGUCGCUUUGGCUCCAAACUCUGCAGAGACAGGACUGAAUGUGUCCUCAUGAGUCACGUUUGUGAUGGAGAGAGAGACUGUGAAGAUGGAUCAGAUGAAGAUGAAUGUAAUGUUGCAGAGAGUGCUCCUGUUCUUGUGGAAGUUUUAAAUGAAUCUCCAGCACCUCUGAAGACAUUUACUCGGCUUCCUAUCAUGCCGUCUUGCACCAGCCCUUCAGUUCUGUGUCCAGGUUCUUCUUUAUGCAUCAACCCAGCACAGAUCUGUGAUGGAAAGAAAGACUGUCCUGAUGGAUCUGAUGAGAACUGUGUGAAAAAAUGUCCUUCUGCAACUGACUUUCUCUGCAAAGACCGUCGGAGCUGCAUCCCAAACAGUGUUGUUUGUGACGGUCGAGCUCAUUGUCACGAUGGUUCAGAUGAAGCCGACUGUCCCAGCGUAGCUCCUCCUGCAGCACUGAAAAAUGUCCUGAAAUGUCGCAAGGGCUCAAAGCCGUGCAGAGAUGGAACAGCAUGUGUUUUGUACCUUCAUGUGUGUGAUGGAGAGGAGGACUGUAAGGAUGGAUCAGAUGAACUGGGAUGUGAUGCCGAACAAGAGUCCGCAGUUACCACCAAACCAAACACUGAUCCAUCAAAUGAAUCUCCUGCUACCAAACCUCCUGCUCUGACUCUGCCGCCCUGCAGGAGUCCCUCUGUCCUCUGUCCUUCCUCUACUGUUCACAUAUGCAUUUCUCCAAGCCAGUUUUGCAACGGACGUAAAGACUGUCCUGAUGGCUUUGAUGAAAAGAGCUGCGUGAAAAGAUGUCCUUCAAAAAGUGAUUUUCGCUGCAAAGACCGUCGGAGCUGCGUUUCCAAGAGCCUCGUCUGUGACGGUCGAGCUCAUUGCCAUGAUGGCUCAGAUGAAGCUAACUGUCCGAGUGUAGCUCCUCCUACUCCUCAAAAAAACACCCUGAAAUGCCGCUUUGGCUCCACGCUCUGCCGAGACGGGACUGAAUGUGUUUUAAUGACUCACGUUUGUGAUGGAGAGAGAGACUGUGAAGAUGGAUCGGAUGAAGACGAAUGCAGUCCUUUAGAGAUAACUUCCACAGAAAAUCCCCGCUUAAAUGAACCCCGUUCACCAACCAAGCCGUCCUGUACCAGUCCUUCAUUCCAGUGUCCAGAUUCGACCUCAUGCAUCAACCCAUCACAGAUAUGUGAUGGAAAAAAGGACUGCCCUGAUGGCUCUGAUGAGAACUGUGUGGAAAAAUGUGCUUAUGAGACUGACUUUGUCUGCAUGGACCGUAGGAGCUGCAUCUCCAGGAAUCUGAUCUGUGACGGUCGCCCUCAUUGCCACGACGGCUCUGACGAACUCAACUGUCUGGAUGCGACUUCUCUUGCAUCUCGGGCAAACGUGUUGAAGUGCCGUAUGGGCUCAAGGCCAUGCAGUGAUGGCACAGAGUGUGUUUUGUACAGCCACGUAUGUGACGGAGAGAAUGACUGCAUGGACGGAUCUGAUGAAAAGGGAUGCCGUGAAACCUGCAGCAAAGGUGAGUUUCAGUGCUUCCAUGGGAAAAUGUGCAUCCCUGAAGCUCAGGUGUGCGAUGGGAAACCGCAGUGUCGGGACCGGUCUGAUGAACUGAACUGCCGGGAACGAUCCAAGAGUUGUGACCAUCGUUGUAGCGACGGCAACCGCUGCAUCCCAAAAAAGUUCCUGUGUGACGGAGAGAGAGACUGCCCGGAUGGCUCAGAUGAAGUGGGCUGUGACCCGGUUACUGCAGCGACAGAGUCUCCUGGUCUCACCUCACCUUGCAUCAGUCCAUCAGUUCUCUGUCCAGGUUCAUCACUGUGCAUCUCUCAGAAUCAGCUGUGUGAUGGACAAAGAGACUGUCCUGAUGGGUUUGAUGAAAACAACUGUGUGGUCCAAUGUCAAAACCCAGAUGACUUCUUGUGUGGCGACCAGAGAAAGUGUAUCCCCAGGAAGGAAGUGUGUGACGGUCGCGCCCACUGUGCCGACAGCUCAGAUGAGAAGCAGUGUCAAACAGCUGUUUCUACUGCCACAUCCUCCAACAAUGUGCCCAAUGCCAGAUCAGUGCCUUUGAAGUGCCGCCGAGGCUUCAAGCUUUGUAAAGACGGCCUGGAUUGUAUCAUGUACAGCCAUCUGUGUGACGGAGAGAAGGACUGCCAGGACGGCUCAGACGAAGAGGGAUGUGCUACUCUGUGCAAAGCAGGUGAGUUCCAGUGUUCUCACGGGAAGAAAUGCAUCCCACAGGAGCGGGUGUGUGACGGACACUACGACUGCCAGGACCGAUCCGAUGAAAUGGAUUGUUCAAAGCUGGUCGAGGGCUGCCAUCACCUCUGUGACGGCAAAACUCGCUGCAUCCCAGACACCUUCCUGUGUGACGGAGAGAGAGACUGUGCUGAUGGGUCAGAUGAAGAAAAGUGUGGUUUGGUGGCCUGUGAGGCUCACCAGUAUCGCUGUGCUAGCGGUCAGUGUGUGUCAGAGGGUCUGAGGUGUGAUGGAUACGCCGACUGCAGCGAUCGCUCCGAUGAGGCGGACUGCCAAAGACCCCCUCGCUGCCCGUCGCAGCUCCGAUGCCCACACAGCCACGAGUGUUUGCAGAAAGAGUGGCUCUGUGACGGCGAGGACGACUGCAAAGACGGAUCAGAUGAGAAGAACUGCAACACUCCUCCAGCAAAGUGCAGGGAAUACCAGUGGCAGUGUGGAGAUGGCAGUCAGUGCAUUCCUCUUUCCUGGAGGUGUGAUGGGAAGAAGGACUGUUACAACGGCAGGGACGAGGACAAAUGCAGCCAGAGAAAAUGCCCAUCUCACCUUUACCAGUGUGGCAGUGGAGAGUGUAUUGGUCCCAGUCUGGUGUGCAACAAGUUCAUCAACUGUGCCGACGGCUCAGAUGAAGGCGUUGGAUGUGCUCAACGCAACUGCUCCAGUCGAUCACCUCCUCGCUGCGACCACCACUGUGUCAGCACCCCAAACGGACCGAGGUGCUACUGUGCUGCAGGUUUCAGACCCCAGUCCAACACUUUGUCCUGUGUAGACAUUGACGAGUGUGAUUCAGCUUCACACACUGUAUGCAAACACACCUGUCUGAACACCAGAGGAUCCUACAGCUGUCACUGCCACCCUGGUUUCUACCUGGAGCCUGACAACAAGAGCUGCAAGACAAAAGAUGAGCCUUUGCUUCUGGCGUCAGUGCAGUCGGAGUUGUUACUGCUGGGAGUCCAUAGUGGCUCUUUGCGUCUCCUCUCGUCUGUCAGUCGGCCGGUUUUCUCUCUGGAUUAUCACUGGGCUCAGCAGAGAGUUUACUGGCUGAGUCCCGACUACCAGAGCAUCCGCUGGGCUGACAUGAAAACCUCAAACAAAGGGAUUCUGAUCAAAGGCGUGAAGUCGGACUUCAUUGCAGUGGACUGGGUCGGUAAGAACCUGUACUGGGUGGACGGACUGGUCGGCCAGAUUUUGGCAGUGAAGCUCAGCAACAAAACUGUGAAAUCUCAGGAGUACACUGUGGUUCUGGGUGAAGAUCUGGAGCAGCCGAGCUCACUGGUUCUGCUGCCACAUAGAGGGUUGAUGUUGUGGUCUGAGAUCGGCAGCACCCCUCAGAUCGAGCGGUCUGGGAUGGACGGUUCAAAGAGGAAGGUGGUGGUGAGCCGAGAUCUGAGCUGGCCAGUCAGUCUGGCCUACGACCUCCUGGACAACAGAGUGUACUGGGCUGAUGAAAAGAUGCGCUGCAUUGGCUCGGCCUCUCUGGAUGGAGACAACGUCAAGAUCCUCCAGUUAGCUGAAACACCAAGCCCUUUUUCUGUGGCAGUCUUCAAUGAUCGUCUUUUCUGGUCUGACACCAAGAGAAGAACCAUCCGCUCAGCUGACAAGAACACUGGGAAAGAUCAAAAGGUUCUUCUGAAGAGACCAGGGCAGCCGUUUGGACUGAAACUGAUGCAUACCCUUUCCCAGCCGGCCGUCUCCAACCCUUGUGACCAGUUGCGAUGCACCCAUCUCUGCCUUUUGGCCCCGGCAGGGAAAUCCAGAUCUGGAGCACCAGGAUCUCCAGCAGGAAGGGGACCGAAUGCAGUGUGUCGAUGUCCAAAGGGGCUGCUGCUCUCCAAGGACAACAUGACCUGCUCUCAGCCUCGGGAGUCAUCGUUCGUCCUGCUCUUGUCUCACAGGAUGAUUUAUCAGAUUUACUUGCGCUCCAUGCGUCGUGAUGGUGUUGCUCUGAAAAAAAUGCCGAACAGCAGAGCUUUGACCCUCCCAGGAACAAAUGAGGCCUUGGGGCUGGAUCUUUCCUUCAAGGAUCUUUCUCUGUAUGUGGCCUAUUCAGGACAAGGAUCUGUGGAUGUGCUGAAACUGGGCAGCUCCAGGUCCAGACAGGGACUCGCACCCCUUGGACAAAUGCUGAAACUCGAGGACGAUUCAGUCACGGCUCUGGCGGUCGACUGGGUGACUUCCAACCUCUACUGGAGCAGCAAUGGGAGACCUGAUAUCCACGUGACCUCCCGUUAUAGCGGCUACACCACCUCACUGCUGCAAGGAUCGCUGAAGAGCACCAUAUCCAUCGCGCUGCAUCCCCCCACUGGUCGACUUUGCUACUCAACAAUAGUUUUAGCAGGUGGAAAGAGCCAAACUGAAGUGGACUGCGCCUGGAUGGAUGGUCGUAACAAAGUAGUGCUGUGGAGGAAGUCACAUAUCCCAAUGUCACUGGUCUUCUCCAACAAUGGAACAAUGAUCUACUGGGCUGACAUUGGUGAAGGUGUGAUUACCUCCAUCGGAGUAGAUGGAUCAGGAUAUAAACAGUUCAAGAUGGGGCCUGGUUUGCUCAUCUCCUUCACUCACACUGCAGACAUCCUCUUCUGGGUCACCCUGGAUAAAGAUGUAACCAAACUGUGGUUCAGUGACGGCCUCCAGCCCAAACAGCUGUGGUUUGAGACCAAGACCAGUGUGUUGGAAGUCAGAGCCUUCAGCAACAACAGCCAGACUGGAAACAACAGCUGCUCCAACAACAACGGCGGCUGCAUCCAGCUGUGCCUGCCGUAUCCUGGAGGUCGGACAUGUACUUGUGGGUGGGGCUUCUACAGCAUCAACGGCACUUCCUGUGCCCCAGUGCCGUCCUGCCCCGCCGGAGAAGCAUCCUGCUUCGACAGCAGCAAGUGCAUCAGCAGCAGCAAGUUCUGUGACGGACACGUGGACUGUCCAGACCAGUCGGACGAGCAGGACUGUCUGGGCUCAAACUCUGUCUCUUUUGGCUCUAAAGCCAACGACGGCGGCUCUCCUCGCUCUUCUCCCAACCUGAAGAAGGCAGUUAAAAAGGAUCCUGCUUCCUGUGGUCUCAAACUGUGCAACGGUCACGGCAGCUGCUUCACAGAAGGAAAAGCAACUCGCUGCCGCUGUCUGGAUGGUUACAGAGGAGAGUUCUGUCAGGAGGCAGAGACACAAAGCCAUGUGGGUGUGAUUCUGGGUGUCCUCUGCCUCGUGGCUGCUCUAAUGGCUGCAGCUUUCAUUUUCACUAAAAGGAGAGAACUGAUGUCCCUCAGAGGCAGAUCCAUCGACAAAGAAACUCUGAUGGCAGACAUGGGCCUCCCUGAUGAAAACCAAGAUUCUGACUCAGAGGAGCUGGAGUCCUCAGUGGAUGUGACAAACUCCCCACCAGCAGUAAAAUCAGUGGAAACCAGUUAGACCAUUCAGUAAGUCCAGAUGUUACACCAGCUGUGUACUGUUGGUUUUAGAACAAGAAAUGUCUCAGAUGUUACAAGCAAGACUGCAUGUCACUGGCCGAUCUAUUUUUUGUAUUAAAAAUGACAUUUGAUG
Messenger RNA from Amphiprion ocellaris (clown anemonefish), 9129 nucleotides. It is a transcript of the gene lrp13b, whose product is annotated as low-density lipoprotein receptor-related protein 2. Bases 160 to 8997 code for a protein of 2945 amino acids. Gene Ontology annotation, molecular function: protein binding; calcium ion binding. NCBI's taxonomy places the organism in Eukaryota, Metazoa, Chordata, Actinopteri, Pomacentridae. The record is from RefSeq and is a predicted model, not a curated record. The transcript has 47 exons.